This is a messenger RNA of Mixia osmundae IAM 14324, 1896 nucleotides long. RefSeq lists its product as uncharacterized. The transcript has 10 exons. Gene Ontology annotation, molecular function: L-glutamate dehydrogenase (NADP+) activity. Lineage: Eukaryota; Fungi; Basidiomycota; Mixiomycetes; Mixiales; Mixiaceae. Gene Ontology annotation, cellular component: cytosol. The coding region runs from base 1 to 1896 and encodes 631 amino acids. The record is from RefSeq and is a predicted model, not a curated record.
AUGCCGCCGUUGCUUGCGAGAGCGGGCGGGAGAGCAGUCGUCAUCUCUAUCCGUUGCAGCUCUAGCUUCUCUGGGCUGUUCACUCGACGUGUUUCGCGCUGUUCGGCUGCCGAACUUGGGUCUGUCAAGGGAGUGUCCGAUGAGGCAACCCUGGCGAGCAAGACACUGUCGCGAGCCCGUUGCUAUCGGGUGCUCGUCUCGUGGAUACGCCUUGUCACGUGGUCGAGCGAGUCUACAGACACUCAAAGGGACGAGUCCUCGUCCACAGGUAGCGUGACUGGCUAUUGUCUUUCACAGUCGUCCGACCGGUGGCAGGCCAGUCGAUUGGAGCGCGCCGCACGCGCAGUCACACGCUCGCUCGAGUCGGGGCGUCUUUGCGAAACAAGGUUAGCCUCUGACGACAGUGUGGACCAGUCGCCGCCCGGUCGACUGCACUCUGCGUCAUCUCAGCAGCUACCCAACGGACACAGUCGAGCAGUGAAGCAGAUCCGACAGCCUGAACGCACUCGGCUCUUAUUUCUGACAUCAUCCCCAAUUGAUACCCUUGCCAGAUCCAUCGGCAUCAUGACGAGCGAGCCAGAGUUCGAGCAGGCCGUCGGUGAGAUCAAGAGCUCCCUCGGUCCGCUCUUCAAGAAAGACUCUUUCUACGAAAAGGCAUUCGAAGUCGUCCAAGUACCCGAGCGAAUCAUUCAGUUCCGCGUCGUCUGGGAGAAUGACAAGCAGGAGGUCUGCGUCAAUCGAGGCUACAGAGUCCAGUUCAACUCGACCUUGGGUCCCUACAAGGGCGGCCUCCGCUUCCAUCCCACCGUCAAUCUCUCCAUCCUCAAGUUCUUGGGCUUUGAGCAGAUCUUCAAGAACGCCUUGACCGGUCUACACAUGGGUGGCGGCAAGGGAGGAGCAGAUUUCGAUCCAAAGGGCAAGUCUGAUAACGAGAUCAGACGCUUCUGCGGUGCCUUUAUGGCAGAGCUUUCUCGCCACAUUGGUGACAACACCGAUGUGCCUGCCGGUGAUAUUGGCGUCUCUCCUCGCGAGAUUGGCUGGAUGUUCGGCGCAUACAAGCGGGCACGCAACGAAUGGGCUGGCGUAUUGACUGGCAAGGGUUUCGACUUUGGUGGAUCUCUCAUCCGACCUGAAGCAACCGGUUUCGGUCUGAUCUACUAUGUCCAGCACAUGAUCGCAGAAGCCGAGAGCAAGGAGCUCGACAAGACUUUCGAAGGCAAGACGGUCGCCAUCACCGGUUCGGGCAAUGUCGCCCAAUACGCCGCCCUCAAAGCGAUCGAACUGGGCGCCGUUGUCGUCUCACUUUCGGACAGCAAGGGCGCUCUGAUCGCUUCGGCAGACAAGGGCAUCACACCCGAGGAUGUUCACAAGAUUGCUGAUCUCAAGGUCAAGCGUGGCUACCUCAAGGAUGCCAAGCUGUCCUACAAAUACAUCGACGGUGCUCGUCCCUGGACGCACUUCGACAAGCUCGAUAUCGCUCUGCCUUGUGCGACGCAGAACGAAGUCAGCAAGGAGGAAGCAGAGGCGCUCGUCAAGGCCGGCGUCAAGUAUGUCGCCGAGGGCUCCAAUAUGGGUUGCACAAAGGAAUCGAUUGAAGUCUUCGAAGAGGCAAGAAAGGGUGGCAAGACCUGGUACGGACCAGGCAAAGCAAGCAACUCAGGCGGUGUGGCAGUCUCGGGACUCGAGAUGGCGCAGAACAGUAGCAGAGUGAAAUGGACGACAGAUCAGGUAGACGAGAAGCUCAAGGGAAUCAUGGCAGACUGCUACAAGCUUUGCUUCAAGACUGCCCAGGAGUUCGACAAGGAAGGCAAGCUACCCUCGCUCGUCGCUGGCGCCAAUAUCGCCGGAGUAAGAAAGACAUUGGACGCAAUGAAGGCUGUCGGCGAUGUCUGGUGA